Messenger RNA from Calypte anna (Anna's hummingbird), 1544 nucleotides. It is a transcript of the gene ACKR4, whose product is annotated as atypical chemokine receptor 4. The record is from RefSeq and is a predicted model, not a curated record. The coding region runs from base 33 to 1109 and encodes 358 amino acids. Lineage: Eukaryota; Metazoa; Chordata; Aves; Apodiformes; Trochilidae. Gene Ontology annotation, molecular function: scavenger receptor activity; chemokine receptor activity; chemokine binding. Gene Ontology annotation, biological process: chemotaxis; immune response; G protein-coupled receptor signaling pathway. The transcript has 2 exons. Gene Ontology annotation, cellular component: membrane.
UGCAGUACCUGCGACCUAAAAGAAGCUUUGCCAUGGGCUGGGACAUGAAUAUCUCCACUGAUUACUGGACUGAGGAUGAGGAGGAGCAUGACCCUAACUCUGUUGUAGAUUACAACUCAUAUGAGCUUCUCUGUGAAAAAAGUGAUGUGAGAAAUUUCAGUAAAUUAUUUCUCCCUGUGUUCUAUGCAUUGGCUUUCACUGUUGGCAUGGCUGGGAAUUCACUGGUGGUGGCAGUUUAUGCCUACUGCAAGAAACCAAAGGCUAAGACAGAUGUGUACAUCAUGCAUUUAGCCAUUGCUGAUUUGCUCUUGCUCUUUACACUCCCUUUUUGGGCUGCAAAUGCAGUGCAAGGAUGGGAACUUGGAAACCCAAUGUGCAAGCUCACUUCUUCUCUGUACACCAUGAAUUUCAGCUCUAGCAUGCUGUUCCUGGCCUGUAUCAGUGUGGAUAGAUACAGGGCCACUUCUGAAUGCCGGGGUCAUAGAAGAGUUGGUAAACACUGCAGUGUUACCUGCAUCUGCAUCUGGCUCUCUGCUGUUUUGCUCAGCAUCCCUGAACUGAUAUUUAAUCAAGUCAAGAAACACAAUGACAGAAAUGAAUGCCUUCCUGUAUUUCCAAUGAACAUGGAAACACUCUUAAAAGCAGCCAUUCAAAUCCUGGAAAUUAUCCUGGAAUUUGUGCUUCCUUUCAUAGUAAUGCUGAUCUGUUAUUCAGCUACUGCUCGAGCAAUCUUUAGAUCUGCAAAUAAUAGAAAAUCUAGACCCUUCAUGGUUCUGCUGGCAGUCGUGGCUACUUUCAUUAUUACUCAGCUACCUUACAACAUUGUUAAGUUCUGGCGAGCCAUAGAUUUCAUCUACAUGUUGAUUACUGACUGUGAUGCAAGUAAAACCAUAGACAUUGCACUCCAGGUCACCAAGAGCAUAGCUCUGUUUCACACCUGCCUGAACCCUCUUCUCUAUGCCUUUCUGGGUGCCUCUUUUAAAAUGCAUAUUAUGAAAAUUGCAAAAAAUUAUGGAUACUGGAGAAGACAACAGCAGAAUGGAAGACCUGAAGAAAUUUCUAUGAAUUAUGAAGACCAUACUGAAGAAACUAUUAGUUUCACUAUAUAGACUCUCCAUUACUUUAUAUUAUUUUAUAUAACCAAGUGUAUUAUUUACUAAUUCUUGAAGUAUUGUUUCAGCAGCUGUUUCUCUACAAGUCAACUUUCAGAUUAAUUUCUGAAUCUGCAGACUAGCCAAGACACUACAGUGCAGUUCAAAGUAGAACAUACUGACCAAAAUUAAGCAUCAGGCAAGAACUAAAUACUGAAAUCCCUAGAAACAAGGAGAGAUUAUUUAUUUAAAAAACAAACAAACAAAAAGAACCACAGCAAGACCCAAACACCUAGAAGCCCUCAAGUUCUAAAUGUAAAAGGAUCACAGUACCAGGCACUUAAAUAGCUAUGUAACGAACAAUCUCUGUAAACAUUCUAAACAUACAAAUAAAGAAGAAAAAAUCAUCACUAAAAAAGCAGUACAGGAACAGUUCCAAAUGUUAACAAUCUU